AUGUUCUUCAGGGUGCUACAUAAGUCGGUAGCCGAUGGGGUAGCAGCAAGAAUUGGGCGCUUGGCCGUCCCCCAAAGGAAGCUGGUCGAUACGCCCAACUACAUGGCAAUCAGCUCCAGAGGAACUAUCCCUCAUCUCACACCAGAUGUUAUUGCCAAAUACACAAACAUCAGCGGUGCCUACAUGGCACUGGAAGAUUUCAUAGAGAACUCCCCGAAGCGAAUCACGCCAGCCAUCUACAAGACCCCACAAGAUCAUGGAUCAAGGCCGCUUCAUGCCUACACGGCGACACCUCCGUCCGUUGCCACCAUUCUUGGGGCCCGGCGUCACCCGGCUGUGGUAUCUCCCCAGGGAAACGGGCACAAUUCCGUCUCCGUCUUCACCUCAACAGGUUUCAAACCUCUGGAACAACAAGACUACUGUGAUGCUGUCGCCACCAUCAAACCCGAUAUCGUCAUUCCGCUCGCCGACUUGACCUUCAAACCCGGCAUGCCCAACGUCAAGCGGCAGCUUCGCAUGGCAGAGCGAACAGAAGUCUGGAUGAACGCAUUCUUCGAGAAUCUGGAUGUGGACGAGACCCUGAAGCCUUCGGGUAUUCAUGUUUUUGCGCCGCUGCUUCCAGUCUCUUAUCCCAUCCAGUGGGAAUACAUAAAGCGCCUGUCAGAAGACCACGCCGAUCUCCUAUCAGGUCUCGCCGUUUACGACGCUGAUGUUCUUGCCGAUCUUGGCGAACAUGUUGAGCUCACAUCUCUCCCACGACUGUCUCUUGAUAUCCCUCCGUCGCCGCAUCACGUCCUCCGCCAAGUUCGUCAAGGUGUUGAUAUCUUUACCAUCCCAUUCAUCCACGGCAUAUCCGAUGCUGGAAUCGCUCUGACAUUCUCGUUCCCUCCACCGGUGAUGUCCAGCGACGAACUUCAGCCAUUGGGCGCCGACAUGUGGUCGCGGGUCCAUCAGACGUCUCUGGGGCCACUCCUGGAAGGCUGCGAUUGCUACUCUUGCUCCAAACAUCACCGCGCCUACCUCCAACAUUUGCUGAAUGCUAAGGAGAUGCUUGGAUGGGUUCUCCUACAGAUCCACAACCACCGCGUCAUGGAUAAAUUCUUCGAGAGUAUUCGCGCCGCCAUUGCAGACGGCUCCUUCGAAGAAAAGUCUAAGCGCUUCAGUGAAAUAUACCAGGCGGGUCUUCCUUUAGGUACCGGCGCACGACCACGCGCUCGGGGUUACCAUUUCAAAGCCGAGGUAAAUCGGCCCAAGAUCAAUCCUAGCGCAUGGGGAAAAUUCGAGACCGAUCAGGCCGUGGACAAAACCCUCGUAGCGGAAGCAGCGGGACUGGCUGUGACGGGACCGGCGGGAGAAGGGGCAGAGACACCACUUGUUCCUGAAUCCAACGCCGAUGCUCUGCAAGAUUCUGGAUUUGCUAACGUGGAUGAGAAGAGUUGA
Molecule: messenger RNA, 1440 nt
Organism: Pseudomassariella vexata
Lineage: Eukaryota; Fungi; Ascomycota; Sordariomycetes; Amphisphaeriales; Pseudomassariaceae
Product: tRNA-guanine(15) transglycosylase-like protein
Exons: 2
Coding region: 1-1440 (479 amino acids)
Molecular function (GO): tRNA-guanosine(34) queuine transglycosylase activity
Source: RefSeq, a predicted model, not a curated record